Messenger RNA from Pieris macdunnoughi, 1296 nucleotides. The record is from the annotation of a GenBank genome assembly. NCBI's taxonomy places the organism in Eukaryota, Metazoa, Arthropoda, Insecta, Lepidoptera, Pieridae.
AUGAUAUCUGUCAAAAUUUCCGUGGCCUUGACAUUUGUGUUGUCAGUGCAAGUGUCAUGUUGGACAGUCGAUUUGGCGGCAAUGAACGAGUUGAAUUUGGAAACGGAAGUGACGGAUCAGAGUUCUGAAAAUCUAGGGAGGGAUUUGGAGGACGUCUACACAAGCAGCGAACUUGAAUAUCAAAGUUAUAUGGAGAAACGGAUACAUGGAGUUCUCAACAAUGGCAGUAUAUACUUGGACGGGCUGCGGAAAGCGAUGGCGCAUUAUCGAGAAAGUCUCGACAACUGUACCAAUGUACCUACCACAACCCAAUCAUCAACCUGGCUUCCAGAAAAUGAUCCAAAUGUACCAUCAGAACCUGACCUCUGCAGGAGUAUAAUGGCAGCGAGUGAUCAGGUCACUAAGUUGUCCGAAUUGGCGCUUUGGGCCACCAAUGAGCUGAGGGAACGGAAGUUUGCUGAUAAGGAUACAGCUCAGCAGGAGGAAGAGGAGCUUCUGAUGAAGCUUGCCUGGUUUUUGGAUCAACUGGCGCAGCUGACUGGCUAUAUGCCUGAUCCCAGCGAAUAUCAACCUAAUAGAUCCACUGAAUCGAGUACAAUGCAAAUGGAAGAAAUGACAUCAACUACAAUCCCAGAGACAACAAUCUCUCUAGAAAUUAUGCAAACUGUGGAAAAUGGUCCGCCAUUGUCGAAACGCGCGCCAAAACUUACUAAUAAUAUAAAAAAACGGUCAGUAGACAAUGAAAUGACGAACUUUGUUAAAAAUUACAUAAAAUACAAAGUGUGGAAUACUGAUAACUCUGACAUCAACAUAAAAUCCAACAGUUACGAAGUAAAAAACGAAAUUAAUACGAAAUCAAUACAAAAGCGUGAAGUUUUCGCAAAAAAGUCUAUACUACUGCGUCCACCAACGAAAAAAAGGAAUUUAAAAGCGAAAAAGAUUUACGUAGAAAAGCCUAAGCGCCAUUUUUUUCAAAAGCAACAUGGCGGCAUGGCUGUCAAAAUAAUACGGAAGGCGGUAAAACCAAGGUUGGCAAAGCGUUCGGUUUACUAUGAAAAUUACGGCAUAUCCAGAAUUCCCGAAGACCCAAUGCAGGAUAUAAGCUAUUACAUAAAAAAUAAACCCGGAACUAUGUACAGCCCCUCAGUGGUGCAAGUGGCCAAUGUUUAUGAUAGUUUAAUGAAACAUUAUAAUUUAGCGACGUUUGAAAUGAUUAAACGAUUUGGUUCCAACAUUACUCUAGGCAUGGACAAUUUGACUAACGGUGCUGUCAAAUCUAUGGCUGACGCUCAAUAA